AGACCUGCGGUUCCAUUCAUCUUCGUCGUCCUGGGGGGCGAGGCGGGGGCGCCCAUUGUCGUGCGCGUAUAAAAGCACGGGCUGAGGCCGGUCGUGUGCCACACUCGCGAAGCAGACACUCGCGUGCCACUCCAAAGUUGUGCUGCGCACGCGUCUCCGCUCACCUGACCGACAUCUUCCUCAGCGCCGACACAUGGACGCGUACGUGCACGACAUCGACAGCAACAGCUGCGACUUUUUCCCGCUGACCGACGACGAGGACUCCCGCGCCAGCACGCUCUCCGCUUCUCCGCCGCGCACUCAGCAGAAGAAGCGGCGGCGCGGACGUGCGCGCAGCGAGGCCACCGUGCACGUCGUGAAGAAGAACCGGCGCCUGAAGGCCAACGACCGCGAACGCAACAGGAUGCACAACCUGAACGACGCCCUGGACGAGCUGCGCGGGGUUCUUCCUGCGCUUCCAGAUGAGAGCAAGCUGACCAAGAUCGAGACCCUCCGUCUGGCCCACAACUACAUAUGGGCACUGUCCGAGACCCUGCGCAUAGCGGACCUCGCCCUCCACGACCACCAGAGGCCAGCUGCAGAGCCCUGGUUCUCCUGCAGGUCCUCACCUUCUUCGUCGUCCUCCCCAUCAUCAUCAUCAUCAUCGCCACCAUCAUCAUCGUCGUCUUCGCCGGCGUACAGCGCGUGCAGCCCGGGAAGCCCUCACGCGCACGAGGAGGCGCUCUUCGGCCUGCGGGCCUUCGUCCCGGGAGUCUUCUGACGGACCAGCACCUGCAGCAGAACAUUCAGAACCUCAUGGAGCGCCACUGGACCGCAAGUGCUGGACUAAAGAGUGAUGCGUGCGCGCGCUCGUCGCAGUACUCACUUGCACUUUUUUCUUUUUCUUUUUCUUUUCUGGGGGCUCCUUCCACGUGAGGUGGGUGGGAGGUGAAAGGUCAACUUUACAAUUAGUUGUGUUAAAAAAGAGAAGAAAAGAGCGUGAAAUCCACUUUGACAAAAGACUCAUUGAUUAUUCAUGACCUCUUGAUCAUUUCUAUAUCUUUAU
Messenger RNA from Dunckerocampus dactyliophorus (ringed pipefish), 1045 nucleotides. RefSeq names its product neurogenin 1 (gene neurog1). The transcript has a single exon. Bases 194 to 760 code for a protein of 188 amino acids. NCBI's taxonomy places the organism in Eukaryota, Metazoa, Chordata, Actinopteri, Syngnathiformes, Syngnathidae. Gene Ontology annotation, molecular function: protein dimerization activity. The record is from RefSeq and is a predicted model, not a curated record.